AUUUUGUUAACUUUGGUAACACUUUCAACGCAGCAGUAUCGUGAUAAAAUUGUGACGGAUGGUGACGUAAUUUUCGGGGGUUUGUUUCCAAUGCAUGAAAAGGGACAGAGUGGACGGGAUUGUGGUCGUAUAAAGAAAGAAAAGGGUAUACAACGUAUGGAGGCUAUGUUAUAUGCGGUUGACAAAAUAAAUCGAGAAAAAUCCUUGUUUCCCGGUUUAAAAAUUGGCGUGCACAUUUUAGAUACAUGCAGUCAUGAUACCUACGCAUUGGAACAGAGCAUGGAUUUUAUUAAAGCCCAAUUAAACAUGAUUGGGCAUGCGGAUUAUCAAUGCAAUAAUGGGGAGCUUCCUUCCAGAAACUUAAAGCCAGUUGCUGGAGUUAUAGGUGCCGCAUCCAGUCCUGUGUCGAUUAUGGUUGCUAAUGUACUGAGACUUUUUAAGGUA
Molecule: messenger RNA, 444 nt
Organism: Lottia gigantea (owl limpet)
Lineage: Eukaryota; Metazoa; Mollusca; Gastropoda; Lottiidae
Exons: 1
Biological process (GO): regulation of synaptic transmission, glutamatergic; G protein-coupled glutamate receptor signaling pathway
Cellular component (GO): membrane
Molecular function (GO): adenylate cyclase inhibiting G protein-coupled glutamate receptor activity
Source: RefSeq, a predicted model, not a curated record